AUGCCUCUACUGUUUAUAUUGACACUUUUCUUCAAAUUUGCGAUUUCAACAGAUUUUGGGGAUUUGGUGAAGACAACAGUUCGAGGAAAUGAGGCAGUUUUAUAUAAUUGCUCGAGUUCCGAAGAUUUGCAAAUUUCGAAUUGUUAUUUAGACUUGUUUAGAAAAUAUAAUUUGAAUGUUACUAGUUUGCCGGGAAGUGAAACUGAUCCUUUUCAAGUUAUUCGAUAUGAUGCGACGAAUAUGUGCAAGUUUGUAGCAUUUUUUGAGCUCAAAAAUUAUUUUGUUUAUUUUUCAAACAGGAACUAUAAAGCUUUGAAGACUUGUGCUAAUAAUGAUGGAUGCUUCAAUUAUAAUACAUUUCGAGCCUUGUUGAAUUCUGAAAUUGAUGCUGAAUAUUAUGUUUCACAGACUGGAUUUUUGGAAUUUUAUUGUUUUCAUGGAAGUGAUUGUGAGUUCCAGGACGGAAUUUGAUCACAUUUUGGGCGAAAAAAUUUGUGCUUAUCUGAAAUUUUUUGGGAAAAUCUUUCGAAAUUUUUUAUUAAAAAAUCUGGAAAUUGUUGUAUUUUCGAACUUUGUGAAUUCAACAUUUUUGAUUUCAUUCAACUAAAUAAUAUUUCAGUCAUUCUUUAUUACGAAUGUAUGCAAACAAUAGAAUUAGAUGAUUUAUCCGAGACAAUUUUCACCGAAUGUUCAGAGCUUGAAGUCGGAACUUGUGAGUGAGUAAAUUUUCUAGAUUUGUUGAAAAGUUUCCUCUCACAAAUAUAUAUUCUCUAGCUCUGUCUCAAAAACAACUCAAUGCGAGCGUGCCGUUGUUCGAAAAUCAUGCAUCUCCCUGAAAGCCAUCAACGCCUAUUGUCAAUAUCAAAAAAUAUUAACUUCAAUGACCGGAUGGAAUCAAUGUGAAUAUAUGCCAUGUGUUAAUUUCUCAUCAAAAUCUACCUCAUUUUUCAUGAUUUUUCUCAUAAUUUAUGUGUAUUUUCUUCACAGGGAAACAAUAAUAUAG
This is a messenger RNA of Caenorhabditis angaria, 1003 nucleotides long. The record is from the annotation of a GenBank genome assembly. NCBI's taxonomy places the organism in Eukaryota, Metazoa, Nematoda, Chromadorea, Rhabditida, Rhabditidae.